Molecule: messenger RNA, 2592 nt
Organism: Talpa occidentalis (Iberian mole)
Lineage: Eukaryota; Metazoa; Chordata; Mammalia; Eulipotyphla; Talpidae
Gene: TMEM45A
Product: transmembrane protein 45A
Exons: 6
Coding region: 170-1072 (300 amino acids)
Source: RefSeq, a predicted model, not a curated record
UACUUAUCUUUAGCAUCUAGACCUUUGUCAAAUGAAAUCAUUACAGACAUCUCAGAUAAGAUUUCCUUUCUUUUUUACUUUUUUUUAAAAUUAGUUUUAUUUUCAAUUGAAGCAGUGUUGAUUUACAGCACAGUGUAUGAUUUGAGGGUGUAGGUUCAUACCCCUUCAGAUGUUUGUAACAUACCAAAUUUCCUUUUGGUUAGUAGCCCUGUGCUCUGUGACUUUGACUGCAAUAGUUGAAAACAUGGGGAGUUUCAAAGGUCAUGCCCUACCUGGAACCUUCUUCUUUGUCAUGGGUAUUUGGUGGAGCAUAAAGAGCAUUCUGAAAUAUGCCUGCAAAAAGUACAAGCGGACUUCCUACCUUGGCUCCAAAGCAUUAUUCCAGCGAAUAGAAAUUAUAGAGGGAAUCGUAGAAAUUUUCAUGGCUGUAACUGGUAUGCUUGGAGAACAGUUUAUUUCUGGAGGGCCUCAUCUAACCUUAUAUGACUACAAAGAGGGCCAGUGGGUUCAACUCCUGGGCUGGCAUCAUUCCACCAUGUAUUUCUUCUUUGGGCUGCUGGGUGUGGCAAACAUCUUAUGUUUCACCAUCAGUGCACUUCCUAGCUCCUUAGUCAAGUUAACAUUGUCAAAUGCCUUAUUUGUGGAGGCCUUUAUCUUCUACAACCACACUCAUGGCCGGGAAAUGCUGGACAUCUUUGUGCACCAGCUGCUGGUCUUGGUCAUCUUUUUGACAGCACUAGUUGCUUUCAUGGAGUUCUUGAUACGGAACAAUGUAAUUCUAGAGCUUCUGCGAUCAACCCUGAUUCUGCUUCAGGGGAGCUGGUUCUGGCAGAUUGGUUUUGUACUUUAUCCCCCCAAUGGAGGUCCUGCAUGGGAUCCAACAGAUCAUGAUAACAUUAUGUUUCUUACCAUAUGCUUCUGUUGGCAUUAUGCAUUAUCCCUUAUCAUCGUAGGAGUGAAUUAUGCCUUUGUUACCUGGUUGGUUAAAACUCGACUUAAGAGAUUCUGCCCCUCGGAAGUUGGACUCUUGAAAAAUGUAGAACGAGAACAAGAAUCAGAAGAAGAGAUGUGAUUCUGAUGGGCAUCUAGGCUAUCUAAAUGAACUGUUCCUUUUUUGCAUUGUUUUUGUUUAUGGUUUUCUUUUUGACCUUUUGUUUGGAGAACAAUUGGCUGAGGAUACUCUUGGUGUCCUACCUGUAUUCCCAAUUUUGUUAAAGUAUUUGUACUUAAAUGUUUUAUUUUUAGGUUUGAAAAUACUUGAUAAGUUGAUUUUGCACAUCAGUCUUGGUAUUUGGGGUCUGGAGUGACUUUUCUCAGAUCAUCUAAAGUCUGAUGCUUAAACUAUGAAAAGUAUUUGUUUUAUUUGCCUAUCAUAUGUUCAAGGUUCCUGGGCUUACUACCAUCUGUAACUCUUUUAACAUGGAAAUAUGCCUAUUGAUCUUGUUGCUUCAGUGAGAAAUAAAUGAAUGCAUGGACCUUGGUUCGACUUCUCCAGUCUUUGUGCUUAUUCAACUGCAUCCCACCCUUAAAUCAUAAAGAAGGAGCGCUGUGACUCUGAAAUUCCCUUUGUUUUUCUGGUGAGACAUUGCUUUCUGUGGCAUCUAAGGCACCAGGAAAAGUAAGCCAGAAGUUGCCCUGAGUUGUGCACUAUUUCAGAAAAGAAAAAAGGGAUGAUCCCUAGAACACAUGAUGGAAAAGCCGUGAGAGAUUGCAAAGGAGAAUUGUGAUGUUAUCCAGAGUAAAAAGUCAUCACACAAGGACAGCAUGGCCACUAUGCCAUCCCCUUGCUGAAAUAGUUGAGGCAUCAAAACAAGAAAAAGACUUUUAUGGAAGACCUAGUUAAGAAGUCAGAGCCUUACUUAGUCUGUGGGUCAAGUAAUCCACUAAGUGAACCACUGGACAAUCAAGAAAUCUUGGUAUUAAUUGGUACUAAUUAGUAAUUGGUACUUAUUCUUGUUCUACCGUUAACCAAUCUUUCUAGCAAUCACCAUGUCCUUUCCUCUAAAGUGAGGAAAUUGGAUUGGAUGAAUCAUGGCCCUUUCUGGCUGUCUUGGUUUAUGCAUAUAAUUUUGGGGACAAAACUGAAGUGUGUGGACGACUAAUUUUGUACAAUGUUAGUAGGAAAGGCAGUUACAGAAAAGGCCAGGAGGGCCGCACACAUCCUUGAGGAUGACUUGAAUGUGGAGGAAAGAGGGCAACCUCUUGGGCAGCUGGAGGUUAAAUAGCAUCAACCCCGAAGGCUCCCUUGCAUUCCAGAAGUAUUGACCAACCCACAAGUAUGGCCCUGUCUAUAUUACCAGUGAUGGGUAUUAUAGGGAGGUGAAGAGUCCCUUUAGGCCAGAGAAUUGAGCUUAAUUUUUUAAUGUAAGGAUUGGAAAGAACUGAUGUGGAAGCUUAAAAGUUUAUCUUGAAUAAAGCAGUAAACCUCCAUGCAUUUCUGGUGUAUAAAAUGGUCAUACAUCUUGGUCCCUUGGUCAUGGCAUUCUGCCUCACAUGUGUCCUAUACCUCAGGGAUCUUUUCUAGUCCAGCAAAUUUCUAUGACUGGCAACUUUGUGUAUCAAAAAAAUGACUUAUCAGCUGCAGUUACAUGA